Molecule: messenger RNA, 429 nt
Organism: Helicoverpa armigera (cotton bollworm)
Lineage: Eukaryota; Metazoa; Arthropoda; Insecta; Lepidoptera; Noctuidae
Gene: Neb-cGP
Product: Neb-cGP
Exons: 3
Coding region: 161-322 (53 amino acids)
Source: RefSeq, a predicted model, not a curated record
AUUUUAUCUCCAGCUCUUUCACGCUUGCUACUUUUGAUAUUAUGCUAUUCUGCUGUCACCAUUAUGUUACAAAUUGUGAUAAAGUCAAAGUCAUACACGACUUUGCGAAUUGCAUCUACUUUGCGUUAUUACAUAAGGACUAAAAUAACUUUUUGUCAGAAUGGCCGGAGACAGUUCUGUCGAUGAAUCCCAGCUUAAGGGCUUGUCCAAAUACUUCAACAGCCAAACGAACAGGGGCAGAGCUAACACGGCCAAGGCAACAUACGCUGUCAUGGGUGCGUUCAUCCUAUACCUGACACUCAAACCUAAGUCAAAGAAGUAAUCCACGUUUUUAUGCAUACCUAUAUGAUUUUGUUAUUCAGUUAGUACAUAUAAUUUCAUUAAGGGCAACAUGUAAGUUAUUUAGUAAAUACAAUCAUGUGAACUCAU